AUGUUUUGCUCGCAAGGUGGGAAUCCCCCUCACUCUUAUCCCACUCAUACCCCCUUUCCCCACUCACACUCUCACUCCACUCACACUUUCACCCCACUCACACUCCAUUCCCCCACUCCCCCACUCACCCCCCUUCCCCCACUUACACCCCCUUUCCCCACUCACACCCCCUUCCCCCACUCACACCCCCUUCCCCCACUCACACCCCCUUCCCCCACUCACCCCCCCUUUCCCCACUCACACCCCCUUCCCCCACUCACACCCCCUUCCCCCACUCACACCCCCUUCCCCCACCCACCCACUCACACCCCCUUCCCCUUCCCCCACCCACUCACACUCUUCCCCCACUCACACUCUUCCCCCUACUCACACUCUUACUCCACUCACACUCUCACCCCACUCACACCCCCUUCCCCCAUCCACUCACACUCUCACCCCACUCACACUCACACUCUCACCCUACUCACACUCUUAUCCCACUCACACUCUCACUCCAAUCACACUCUCACCCCACUCACACUCGUACCCCACUCACACUUUCACCCCACUCACACUUGUACCCCACUCAUACUCGUACCACACUCACACUCGUACCCCACUCACACUUUCACCCCACUCACACUCUCACCCCACUCACACUCGUACCCCACUCACACUCGUACCCCACUCACACUCACACUCACACCCCACUCACACUCUUACCCCACUCACACUCUUACCCCACUCACACUCGUACCCCACUCACACUCGUACCCCACUCACACUCUCACUCUCACCCAACUCACACUCGUACCCCACUCACACUCGUACCCCACUCACACUCGUACCCCACUCACACUCACACCCCACUCACACUCUUACCCCACUCACACUCUUACCCCACUCACACUCGUACCCCACUCACACUCGUACCCCAUUCACACUCUCACUCUCACCCAACCCACACUCUCACCCAACUCACACCACUUUCCCCCACUCACACUCUUACCCCACUCACACUCUCACCCCACUCACAACGCCUUCCUUCACUCACACUCUGACCCCACUCACACUCACACUCUCACCCCACUCACACUCACACUCUCACCCCACUCACACUCUCACCCCACUCACACAACUUCCCCAACUCACACUCUCACUCUCACCCCACUCACACUCUCACCCCACUCACACCGCCUUCCCCCACUCACACUCUCACCCCUCUCAUACUCUCACCCCACUCACACUGACUCAUUACCCCCUUCUGAGCAGUUUCACACCUUCUUACGCACCUUAUACCCCUUAUCCCACAUAUACCUACUCAUACCCCCUUACCCCACUCAUACACCUCAACCCUCACACAACCCAACCCAGCUCACCCACCCCAACUCUCACCCACCCCAACCAAGCUCACACCCCCCAACCCACACCCUAAUCUCAUUCCAAGACAAUCCCAGCGAAAUGAGCAAAUAG
This is a messenger RNA of Oncorhynchus kisutch (coho salmon), 1452 nucleotides long. Its product is annotated as extensin-like. The coding region runs from base 1 to 1452 and encodes 483 amino acids. The transcript has a single exon. Lineage: Eukaryota; Metazoa; Chordata; Actinopteri; Salmoniformes; Salmonidae. The record is from RefSeq and is a predicted model, not a curated record.